Molecule: messenger RNA, 2746 nt
Organism: Penicillium brasilianum
Lineage: Eukaryota; Fungi; Ascomycota; Eurotiomycetes; Eurotiales; Aspergillaceae
Source: the annotation of a GenBank genome assembly
GCCACUCUUACCCAUCAUGUGUCUCGUGGCCCAGUCGUUGGAGGGGGGUUGCCCGUCAUUUGAGUGUGAGCCAUGGGCACUGGCAAGGCCACUGCUCAAAGCGAGCGCACUGGCAACAACGAGGAUUAAACGUGAUAUCAUUGUAGAAGAUAGAAAGUGAAGAGAAGAAACAAGCUAGCGCAUCCCCAGCUCUCGACGAGGAACAAUAGGAGACGCAACCGGGGGAGACCUGAGCUUGUUUGCAGUGUUUGCACCGGAAGAUUUGGGCCGCGCCGGAAUUUCACGAUAUCCUGUCGGAUCAUCUGAUUUCAACAUUGUCAACGAAAUCUGCCCCAUCGGACUCCGUGGGGAGUCCAAUUGUUCUUUUCUCGAUAUCGAAACCCCUCGAGCCGCUCGCCAGCGAUGUUCCUAUAAUGCAAAGCAUGUGGUCCCGCGCCGCCCCGACGCAGUCAAGCUGCCGGUGCGUCUCAUGUUUGAGUACGGUUGCCAAUGGUGUCACUUCACGAUCAGCGACGGCUGCCAGCAAAAAGAAAUUGAGGAUUGGAAACUCGGUCACUGCGCUCUACACCAGUAUCUUUGCGGCCGCUGCCCUCGCAGACGCGAAGGCCAAGACCAAGCGUCGACAUGAUCUCGAAGAGAAAAUUGCGGCAGUCAAGGCCGAGGUGAACGAGCUAGUGGAUGAAGAGCAUCGGAUUCUUGAGUCUCUACAGUCAAGAAGGAAAAGUCGGGGGAUCAACCGAUUGCUGCAAGAGAGAGGCUUCGGCACCAUUGCGACCCCUCCCCGAACCCGCCAGCGAACCACGCCCAGACACCAGCCAACAAGGUCCUUUCAUACGGAGCGUCAGCCGUAUGGCAAUCAGAGUGUGCAGAUUGACGAAAGUUUAGCAACGGAAGAGUUUAGACAUCUUGAUCUCCAGGAAGCCGAAGCUAGUGCGCUGCGCGCUGCUAUGAAUGAAGCGUUGCCGGACUGGGUCGUUGGAGAUACUGCUCGCAUCAAGGCCGUUCAAAAACUCGCGUUGAAGCAAUUCGCGAUUCGAAUUCUGCUGCGACCGACUAUCGCACACAAAUAUUCAGGGGUUCCUAUGAACUACGGGGCAGACUUUGAUGUUCCCCAGAUCGAUGUGAACAACUUGCUGAAUGAGUUGAAUGUCGUACGACGCCAGAUGAACUCGCUGUUGUAUAAGAGAAACAUGGACCUCACUGACGUGAUUGCCGACUUUGAUGCCAUGCGCUCUGAAGAGGGGAGGGCAGACGAUCGGAGACUUGAUGAUGAACUCCGGGAGUACAUCCAGUCGUUCACGAGCCAGCAGAUGUCUUUGCAGGAACUUCUCCUUCGGAUAUCUAGCAACUUGAUCAAGUCGGCCGAUCCGGAUCGCACUGCAGCGUUCCGAGAAUUACUCAUUGUUUUCACACAAACUCGUCAGAACGACUUGAACGAUCUGCUCCUGCAGUCACUAUUGCCCAAUCGGUUUUAUCUGAGCACCUCUCUUAUCGUCACUAUUAUCUGCUUCUUCCGAAAGUCCAAAAACCUCAAGGACUUUGAUUUGUUUUUGCAAAUGCUCAGUGGCGAAGGCUACACAGCCAACCUGGGAGCCAUCGGUGUUUUCCGACGUCGAAAGAUCAAUGGGCUGAAUACGGUCGUUCCACCUUUGUAUAGUAGCAGCACCGUCAUUUAUACGGAGCUCAUCUCGGCCGCUCUGCGAUUUAACCAGCCCGACCGUGCGGAUGCUUGGCUUCAGGCUGCACGUAAACACGGCUUUUUUGACAACUUCAAUACCCUCUUUACCUACAUCCGAUUUUACAGCAUUCGCCAAGACUGGGAAAAAGGAGUGCAUGCCUUGAAGCGAGCUGUCACUUACCUCGUAUCGUCGACUGAUCUAUCACCGAAACUCGUUGACCGGUUAAUCCUAUAUAUGGUACAUCUCUGCGACUCUUGCUGCCAAAAGGACGUGUCCCAAAGUUUGAUUUCGGCAGCGGUGCAUAGUGGCUUCAACCCGAAUCUUCCGUUGCAACAGAACGACAUUGCACCCAUCGUGGACCAAGAAGGUCAGCGAUGGAAAACGGCGGCCGAAACGACCCCACGUGAAAACUUGACCCGUCCCCUAUGGCAGAAGUGCUAUGAGUUUGCAAAUUUUGAUCGCUUUGCUGCUGUGCAUGCAACCGGUGCAUUGUCCGCCGCACUUCCCCGAUACACGGAGCACUCAAAAUCUUCGCCAGAGAUCUCGGCCUCUGCAAGUGCUACGCAGAGUGCCCAAAGUGAAGAUAUAGCUGUUCUGAAAGACGAAGUCUCUCAGCUUCGCCAACUAGUUUUUGAAUUGCCAACCGAUCCAACCCCAUCAUCACAAGACUCGCACCUGCAAUCUCAAGAAUCCUCGAUGAGCGUCGAAUUUGAACGAAUACCGAGCCCGACAGAGCGAGAGGAGCAUGACCACUCUCAUGCGAACCUUUCCUUCCGCCCCGCUCAAGCUAUGAUGGGUCCCGCCCUGGUACACGACCAUUCUGUUGAUACAACUGAGAAUCAGAUCCCACGACCAGCUACGGGCCAGGCGAAGAACUCGAAUCGGUCUCGGAAGAAGGGGAAGAAAGUUGCCGUUGCGUCUUCUCAACGCACUGCUGGGCAGGCAUGAGAGCAUCUCUUUCGUUUUUCGUGACAACCGAACAUUAUCUGUACAUUAUGAUAUAGUUGCCCUCUUGCACGCAGAGGAGGAAAUGCCAAUUAAUGGGAUAUCUGCAUUCAGCGUUUAAU